CCGCCGUCAAAGACCAAACGCCGAAACAGUUUUCAAGCCCGUGUGACCAAUAUCAGCAAUCUGCGUUUGACCCAGAAAUCCGGCACUGUCGGUGCACGGGUUCGCUCCCGACAGCCUCUACUCACUACUCAACAAUCUCAGCUUCGAACUACAAUGACGGACAAACAACAAUUGCAACCGAUGGGUAACGAAAAUCAACCGUACAUGCAAGCGUGUAUAUUCAAAGUGGGUGAUGAUGUGCGGCAAGAUAUCCUGGCUCUUCAAGUGUUACGCGUAUUCAAGAGCAUUUUCCGUGAUUGCGGUCUGGAAUUGUUCGUUUAUCCGUACAAAGUUGUGGCCACUGCUCCGGGACGUGGCGUCAUCGAAUGUGUUCCAGAUAGUAAAUCGCGUGAUCAGAUCGGUCGUCACACGGACGCUGGAAUGUACGAGUAUUUUAUCAGCACAUUUGGAAACGAAACUACCCCGGCAUUCCAACUGGCCCGUCGAAACUUCAUUCUCAGUAUGGCAGCCUACAGCGUUUUUUGCUAUUUGCUUCAAGUGAAGGAUCGUCACAAUGGGAAUAUCAUGCUCGACAAACACGGACACUUAAUUCAUAUUGAUGACUCGAACAGUUCUCUACUCAGGCGUUUUGAUGCGUUUCUCUUACUGAGCACUCCUUGUGAUAAACGGUUUUUGCACAUAUUUGAAUAG
Molecule: messenger RNA, 690 nt
Organism: Echinostoma caproni
Lineage: Eukaryota; Metazoa; Platyhelminthes; Trematoda; Plagiorchiida; Echinostomatidae
Source: the annotation of a GenBank genome assembly